AGAAGAGACCAAAAAAAGAACACCAUUUGCUUCAGACAAAAGCACUUUUCCUGCAUGCUAAAUCCUUAAUGUUGUCUUUAUUUUCUUUAUUCCUGACUGUCCCUUUUUGGGUUUCUCUGCAUUCAUUUUCCUGAAUUUGUGCUAUAAAAUCUGUUGAUUUUUCUGGGUUUCUGUGUUGUUUUAGUGGGCUAGUUUUAGUUUUAGUUUUUUUUUUUUUUUUCUUUGAAUUUGAUGAAAUGGAAGGUGCUCACCGUUACCGGAAAUUGUCCCUUUUAGAGCAGAAAUCGGCAGUUGACAAAAGCCGGAAUACUCUGACAGGCUUAACUCUCGAUGCGGUGUUGAGCGGUACCGGUACGGGGAUGGGCACCAAGCAGCAGCGGCACCACCACCAUUCGCAUCAUCAAAGCCGAGCACUUCUUGACAUAAUCCGGGGCGAGGCACCGCAUAAGGACAAGAAAAGCUGGAAGAAUUUCAGGGACAAGCUCCGGCUAAAACGUGCUGGUGCUGCUUGGAUGUCGACCAUUCAUACCCCGACCUCGGAUAUCUCUAUCCCAAAUAACAGAUCCCAACUCAAACGCCGCUCCUCGUUCAAUCGCCCUGAAGAAUCCUUAGAACCAAUCCCGAUCUCUGAUCCCCCGGCCCCCACAUCUCGCCCGCAGCUCACUUACCGGAGCUCCACAAGAAUCGGCAUAAGCUUGUCAGUGCACGACGAUCAUGCGGAUAUUGGUAUGCCAUGCGACGGUUCUCCGAGAUGGAGUUUUAGACCCCAAAUAUCGCGUCAUAAUUCGACUCGUUUUCCUGGCUCUAAUGAGGACGACGACAGCGCCUCGGAGAGACGCCGACUUGGGGAAGCAUUGACAGAAAUGCGUGUAAUGUCUGCGCGAGAGGCGGUGGUGGCCCAGGAAGCAGCCGAAGCGGAAGCUGCCGCUACAGAGAAAGAGGAAGAGGAGGCGGAGCCGGUGAGAACGUCGCUGAUGGACUUGCUAGAGGAGAACGACAGGGAAAUGGGACUGACGGGGUCGAGGUACGCCAUGGGCGACAGUGACGAGGAGAAGGAGGAGGAGGAGGAGGAGGAGGAGUACUACGAUGACGCUGUGGAGGAGGACAGCGGAGGGAUUGAGUACCCCUGCUGCGUGUGCAUGGUCCGCCAUAAAAGUGCGGCUUUUAUCCCCUGCGGCCAUACCUUCUGCAGGCUAUGUUCCCGGGAGCUCUGGGUUCAAAGGGGAAAUUGCCCACUUUGCAAUGGCUUCAUCCUGGAAAUUUUGGAUAUCUUUUAAAUUGUAAUUCUUUUAAUAGAGGGAAAAAAGAAUUGGGUAAUGAACUAAUGAUAAAAUUUUCUCCCAUACUUGAUUGUGGAGUUAAUUACUUUUUUUUUCUUUUUUUUUUUUGUUUGUCUUUUUAAUCUGAAGAUAUUGUUGUGUUUAAUUUUUGAGAUAGUAAAUAAGAAUUUCUGUA
Molecule: messenger RNA, 1455 nt
Organism: Rubroshorea leprosula
Lineage: Eukaryota; Viridiplantae; Streptophyta; Magnoliopsida; Malvales; Dipterocarpaceae
Source: the annotation of a GenBank genome assembly